CAAGCCAACCCUGUAGGCUCUGAGCAUGCUGGUGCUGCGGGAAGGAGACAGCGCGGCUGCAAACUCGGCGAAGUCGGGAGUGAAGUGGCCUAGCGCGCGCCCGGGACACAGGGCUGCCCGUGACUUUGGCUGCAGGUCUCAGCAACUGUGCGGCGGCUCCCAGAAAAGUUGAGUCCUGGCGACCGCGACGCCUGCGGAGGCCACAGGUCCCUUUAAGGAGCCCUGCGGGGUAGAGAGCAGCGCCCAGGGGGAGGGCCCCCUGCGCCACGUGACCCGCCGCCCGGUGCGCUCCCGAGUUUGACAGAAGUUUGAAUCGGACUCCUGGGCUUUCUGCAGCCGGCGGGCAGCUCGGCAGCCGCGGCCUCCACCCAAACCCGUAGUAGCGCCCCAGCCCGCCAGCCUGGAUCCCGGGCCGCCGACGGCCGCCCCAGCUCCCGCAGCGCUCGCCUCCGCGGGCCCGCAGCCCCCAGCGCCGCCGCUGUCCCCGCAGCCCCCGCGCUGCGCCCCCGCCCCGCCGCGCCAGCAUGUCCUCCACAGAGAGCUCGAGCCGCACCGCGGACAAGUCGCCGCGCCAGCAGGUGGACCGCCUGCUCGUGGGGCUGCGCUGGCGGCGGCUGGAGGAGCCCCUGGGCUUCAUCAAAGUUCUCCAGUGGCUCUUUGCUAUUUUCGCCUUCGGGUCCUGCGGCUCCUACAGCGGGGAGACAGGAGCAAUGGUUCGCUGCAACAACGAGGCCAAGGAUGUGAGCUCCAUCAUUGCUUCAUUCGGCUAUCCCUUCAGGUUGAACCGGGUCCAGUAUGAGAUGCCCCUUUGUGAUGACAGCUCCACUUCCAAGACCAUGCAUCUCAUGGGGGACUUCUCUGCCCCUGCUGAGUUCUUUGUGACCCUGGGCAUUUUCUCUUUCUUUUACACUAUGGCUGCACUGGUCCUCUACCUGCGCUUCCACCAGCUCUACACGGAGAACAAACGCUUCCCACUGGUGGACUUCUGUGUGACUGUCUCCUUUACCUUCUUCUGGCUGGUCGCUGCCGCUGCCUGGGGCAAGGGUCUGUCCGAUGUCAAGGGGGCCACACGGCCAUCUAGCCUGAUAGCAGCCAUGACUGUGUGCCAUGGAGAGGAAGCAGUGUGCAGUGCCGGGGCCACACCUUCCAUGGGUCUGGCCAACAUCUCUGUGGAUCAGGCUCUACAAGUAGCCAAGUCAUACCUGGAGUACAUGUGGAGGACAGAAUUUGAUCUUUCAUCAGGGAACUCCUUAGCAGCUCUUUGGCUUUAUCAACUUCUUCCUGUGGGCCGGGAACUGUUGGUUUGUGUUCAAGGAGACCCCAUGGCAUGGGCAGGGCCAGGACCAAGACCAGGGCCCCAGCCAGGAGAGUACAGUGGAGCAGGGAGCUGUGGAGAAGCAGUAAGCCACCCUACCUGGCUCCUCCUGAACAGGACAGCACCUCUUCGACCACCUCCUCUGGCAUCCAGGACCUUCUUCCUCUCCUUCCUCCAACUCCCUUCCUCCAUCCUUCGGGGCUCUGAGCUUUGGGACAUGGACUGGUGGGCAGGCAUCAGCUGCCAGAAGCCUGGGUGGCUCUCCCCAUGGCUUUCUCUCCCUGCUCUUGCUGGAGCAGCAGAUGCUGGAGCUCAUGUGCUUCUUGUCUACUGCUGAACCCAGGCAUCCUACUUGGGGUCUUAUUUGUGCCCUCACAGCCUCAGAGAAUGAGCUGCUGCAGGAAAUGAAGGGUGGUGACAGGAGGCCAGAGUCCAUCUGGUUCCUACCUACCUACCCAGAUUCAAUAAAAGUGGGGGAGGGGACACUGGCUGACACUUCUCCCUGGCUCCUUGCAUGAAAGGCCCACUUGUGGCUUAGUGGCCCCUCCUCAGUAGAUGUCACCUAGGCCCUGUGUCUGCCCUGCUCUCCUGUCAGCCCCGGUUUAAACCGAUUCCCACACUCCCUUUUGUUUGCCCAUACACAGUGCCCAUCACCAGUCCAACUAGCCUAGACCAGAGUCCUGUCAAGGAUUCUGAAGAGGCUUAGAUUCAGUGAAGGUAAAACAGCAGAUGAAUUGCAACUGAAUUGCAAAUUCAAGAUUCUGGAGCCAGGCAACCUGCUAGGGGAUCAGUUUCUUCUGCUCCUUCACCUCUCCCAGACACCCAGCCUGGAACACUACUCACCAAUCCUCUAAACUCACAGUUGCCCUAGAAAUCCCUUCUUCUCUGUCAUCCUCCUGGGAUUUGAGCUCACUUGGGUCACAAAGUGAGGGGGUGAGCAGCAUCUUCAUUUCAGAUGUCUAUCUCCCUUUCUUAGCCUUUUGGGUCUGAGGCAUUUAAGAUCCUUUUUGAAGUCUGCUUAAGCCUUCUUGUCAUUCCCUUGAUGGGGCCAGGUUGAGACUUCAAAAUGCCUAAAGGACCAUCAUAAGGUUGAGUUGCCCUGAGCUAUUCCCCUUACCCAUCUUUCACACUUCCCCACUUCACCUUUUUGAAAAGAUACCUUUUCCCUCUUCCCUUCCAGCCCUCCCUGAGCUCCUUACUUCUCCCAGGCUCCAUCCCCUUCUCAGUCCAGGGCAGGCUAAUGUUAUUGGUGCUUCUUCACUUUGGGACCCAGUUCCAUAAUUUCCUUGGUGUAUCUCCUCUUUCUGAAAUCUCCUUCAGUCCUUCUCUAAACCCCAUGGCCUAAGAGUCAGUGCUAGCAAGGUAAAAGUCAGCAGUCUCCUGCUCAACUCAAAAUACUUCAGCUUGCCCUGGUCACAGGACUGCCUGGGAAAGGAUGAAGCAGGAAGAAUCCAGUCAUUUUCCAAAUCAGUGCCAAUUAACUCACUGAUCCCAAAGGUGAAUGUGCCCUGUGCCAAUCUCUCUGCAGUACUGAGUCAACCCCUUCACCCUCCUCACAUCCCUGAGUGUCAUCCACAGUAAUGUGUGCUUUGCUGGGGUGCCCAAGAGUUGAGGACUUUUGACUAUACAUCAAUCAUUUCUUCUUUGGGUCAGAAUUCCCCCCAUGUGGUAAGAUGAAUGUGAGAUAUAUUAUAUAUACUCCUAAUGCUGCAGAGUCCUUCAGCAAAAGAAUGAAUUUUUGUUUUUUAGAUUUUGUAGAAGGGAUUUGAGGAGUGAAGUAAGAUAGAGAUGACAGUGUUUCUAAGCCCGAACUUCACUCUGUCUUGAGCUGUCCUCAUGGCUACUUGAGGAUGAAGGGAACAGAUUCAUCUGUAGUUUUGGAAAGACAGAGAACAAAGAGGGUGGACUUCAUUUUUUCUUUAGGCUGGCCGCUCUGAUGGUCAGUGAGAAGCUUCGACUGGAACUUUCUUUGGAGUCCAUGUAUAUAUAAUAUUUACUUGAAAUAUGGUGGAUAAAGUGUUCUCACUUUAGGGUCAAAGUUAGCAUCUGACCCUUCAGCUAGGGAAGGAGAAUGGGAAGGGCUCCACACUUUUGCCAAGGACUCCUAGACUAGAACUCUUGUUAAACUAGAAAAAGAAGAGGCUCUCUCUUUGUUAGAAGCUGCCUUAUUCUCAGCAGGAACCUUAUUUAGGUUGUGGCCUCUCUCUGAGGCCACUCUUAGAGUAGAGGCCACUUGACCUCAUUACCUCCAGAGUACUGAGCUGGGCCAAGUGCCCAGGGCAGGGCUGUUCUUAUAGGACUGACUCAUGUCCCACAACCAGGGUUGGCAUCAGCACUUUGCCUGCUGAGGACUGAGGUAGGAGAAGGUAUCUGAUUUCUUCAGCAGCUGCAGGAGGCCAACAUGCAGGGUGUUUGCCCUCUACCCUAGUAAGCUCUGACCCUGCUAGGGUACCCACCUAUGGCCUUUCCAGAACACGAGUUCCUUCCACCAUUGUGGUCAUAGGUGUACUACUUUCACGAUAGCAGAUCAGGGGUGGGAAGAGAAUUUUGCAUGUUGUUUUUCUGGUGCUUGUUAUUACAUAUCUAAAUAAACAGUGCUUUGAGCAUUUGCCAUGAAGGAA
Molecule: messenger RNA, 3936 nt
Organism: Erinaceus europaeus (western European hedgehog)
Lineage: Eukaryota; Metazoa; Chordata; Mammalia; Eulipotyphla; Erinaceidae
Gene: SYPL2
Product: synaptophysin like 2
Exons: 7
Coding region: 525-1652 (375 amino acids)
Cellular component (GO): synaptic vesicle; synaptic vesicle membrane
Source: RefSeq, a predicted model, not a curated record